Messenger RNA from Cucurbita moschata (crookneck pumpkin), 2117 nucleotides. RefSeq names its product ankyrin repeat-containing protein At2g01680-like. The record is from RefSeq and is a predicted model, not a curated record. NCBI's taxonomy places the organism in Eukaryota, Viridiplantae, Streptophyta, Magnoliopsida, Cucurbitales, Cucurbitaceae. Bases 255 to 1847 code for a protein of 530 amino acids. Gene Ontology annotation, molecular function: protein phosphatase 1 binding; protein phosphatase regulator activity. Gene Ontology annotation, cellular component: plasma membrane. The transcript has 3 exons.
AAUUCACUCUAAUUUCGCUCUCCCCCUUUACUUUCAUAUCUACCACUUCUCUACUGUGCAUAAUGGGUCGCUGUAAUUUUCACGAAGAAAGCGAAAGCUCCAUUAAAUUAUCCACUUCCCCUCGCACUCUCUUCACAUUCGGGUCUCCUCUCUCCCAAUCCAUUCGAAGGGGACCCCAAAAUAAGCUCGUUCUUGGUGGGUUUCAAAGGAUUGAAAUUAAUUCGAGAAAGCGGGGGUGAAUUUGUGGUUGUGCGAUGGAGUCGAAGGCUCUGCGAUUCAUCACCCAUCAGUCGUUCUUCUCUGUCGUCCGAUCUGGGGACCUUGAGGCUGUCAAGCAGGCCUUGGAUAAGCUCGCCGGAGAUGAACAGGCCGAGGCUUCUUCGAUUACCGAUCUGAUGGCGAUGCAGAACGAUGCUGGAGAGACGCCUCUGUACGUGGCUGCUCACAAUAAUCUCCACGAGGUUUUUACCUAUUUGCUUCAAUUUUCCACUCUCCAAAUCCUGAAAAUUAGGUCCAAAUCUGAUAUGAACCCUUUCCAUGUUGCUGCUAAGCGUGGUCAUCUAGGGAUUGUAAGGGAGGUUUUGGGUAUAUGGCCGGAGCUUUGCCGGUCAUGUGACUCCUCAAACACGAGCCCCCUGUAUUCAGCUGCUGUACAGGACCAUUUGGAAGUAGUUGAUGCUAUCUUAGAUGCGGAUGUGAGUACAAUGAGAAUAGUAAGAAAGAAUGGAAAGACAGCUCUGCAUAAUGUAGCUAGGUAUGGCCUCCUUCGAAUUGUUAAAGCGCUUAUCGAUCGUGAUCCUGGAAUAGUAGCCAUUAAAGACAAGAAGUCCCAGACUGCACUUCAUAUGGCUGUGAAAGGUCAGAGCACUGCAGCGGUCAAGGAGCUAUUGCAUGUCGAUGCGUCGGUACUUAACGAACGAGACAAGAUGGGAAACACCGCGUUGCAUAUAGCUACUAGAAAGUGUCGCUCUGAGAUUGUAAGCCUUCUGCUGAGCUUUACAUCGCUUGAUGUCAAUGCAAUCAAUAGUCUAGGGGAAACUGCUAUGGACUUGGCUGAUAAACUGCAAUACAGCGAAUCUUCACUGGAGAUUAAAGAAGCAUUGGAGGAAGCUGGGGCUAAAUAUGCAAGGCAUGUUGGCCAAGUUGAUGAAGCAAUGGAGCUGAAGCGGACAGUAAGCGAUAUCAAACACGAGGUUCACUCGCAGCUUAUCCAAAACGAAAAAACGCGUCACAGAGUUUCUGGGAUUGUGAAAGAGCUGAAGAAGCUCCACAGGGAGGCUGUUCAGAAUACCACAAAUUCCAUCACGGUUGUGGCUGUUCUUUUUGCAUCCAUUGCAUUCCUGGCUAUCUUCAAUUUGCCUGGUCAGUAUAUACAAAACGGAAAUGAUGUUGGGAAGGCAAAUAUAGCUGAUAACAUGGGUUUCCAAGUAUUCUGCCUUCUAAACACUAUAUCUCUGUUCAUAUCUUUAGCUGUUGUGGUGGUUCAAAUUACUUUAGUAGCAUGGGACACAACAGCUCAAAAGCAGGUUGUGUCGGUUGUCAACAAGCUAAUGUGGGCUGCCUGUGCUUGCACCUCUGGUGCUUUCAUAUCAAUAGCUUAUGUUGUCGUAGGGCACGAAACAUGGAUGGCUCUCGCCAUUACCCUCGUCGGAGUUCCAAUUCUUGUUGCAACUCUUGCAACCAUGUGCUACUUGGUUUUUCGACAACAUUUUGGUAUCUUUCGCAGUGAUUCUCAAAGACGAAUCAGACGAGCAAGUGGAAGCAAGUCAUUCUCAUGGCCUCACUCUGUAAACAUAUCUGAUGAUGAUGAUUACAACUCCGACCUCGAGAAGAUUUACGCCUUAUAGACGUCAUUUCUCAGAGCCUGAAAGGAUGGUUUCCUGCACAUAGUUAUAUAGAUAUAUUGUAAUGUAGAUCUAGAGGGCUACCUCCUCAUGUUUGGUAGGGUAGGCUCGAUCGUCUACAAGUAUAUAUGUUUGCGUAAUAAUGAUUGUAUGCAAUAGAGGUUGGUAUUUUCCACAGUUUCGAGUUCAAAGAGUGCGUUUGAUUGUAUAUUUAUUAGGAAAGCUGCAGAAGUUUGAACACUUUGUUCAAUAAAGUCUCUUAUCUGGGCAUUA